Molecule: messenger RNA, 2151 nt
Organism: Lottia gigantea (owl limpet)
Lineage: Eukaryota; Metazoa; Mollusca; Gastropoda; Lottiidae
Exons: 4
Coding region: 1-2151 (716 amino acids)
Source: RefSeq, a predicted model, not a curated record
AUGGCGGAUACAUUGGAAAAUAUUCACUAUAAUGCUAAUUUAGAACAUCAAAUCAAAAAGAUUCUGAACGCUACAGAUGACGAAUUUAUCUAUCGCGACUUUAUAGAUGGUAAAAUAAGUAAGAAAUUCAAAAGUUCAAAGAAGAAAUCGAAAAAGGAGGAUGCGUUCGAUAUGUGUGGAUGGAUACCACACGGGGCAGUGACUCUGAGAAAAAUUGAACGAUCUAAUACUGACAGUGCUAGGGAUCUGAACAGAGAGUUGAUAUCGUGGAAAGAACAAUGUGGAAUAAAUCCAUCAGAUCGACAUUAUUUUCAUUUUAAACAUUAUAAAGAUACGAAAAAGUAUAUAGAACAGUAUAGAAGGGAAUGUGUUUGUUUACGAAAUACGGUCAUUCCGAAAAAUAAUGAAUGUUUAGACAUUAAAAGGAUCCGCAAAGUGAAUAAAAACAAGCAUCUACGAACGACCACUACGUCUUCACCUACAAGGAAUGGCGAAUCGAAACCGGCCACGUUUAGUUACACCAAUAGAGGUGCGUCCCUGUUGACCAAGCUAUCGGAUACGGUGUAUAAUAAUGAUUAUAAUGCCGAUGAAGGUAAACAUAUGGACACACAAACCAACAAGCAGGUAGCCCAAAACACACCUCCAGAAAACCGAAUACUAAGUCCAGUUAAAGGUAUCAACUCUCCAAGAACAAUAGAUAAGUUAAAGGCAUCAGUUCAAUAUUUAGAAAAGUGUGAUACUUCUAUAAACGAAUCGGAAUAUAGUGAUGCAUCCGAACAAAGCGAUGACAACGCAGAGAUUGCGAUGCCUAUGCUCUGCUUAUCCGAUUCCAAUGAAGGCUCGACUAACGUUACCAGCAAAGAAGAUGCAGCUUUGGCAACAUUUAGCCCACAGAAUGAUCAUUUGGAUAACGAACUUAGUGAUUCUUAUAGUGACCCAAUUAGUGAUUCGUCUUGUGCUAAAGAUAGUCCCAAACCCGACCUUUCCGUGAGCACAAGGCCAGAAAAUGGUUUCCACAAACCUUUCUAUCCGGAUACUCGAUUUGGUGACAAGAAAAUUAUAACAUCUCCCGAAUUUCCUGUGGUCAAAUCCGUACCCUCUUUACCAAUAUCUGAAGUUAACAACAGUGGUGAAAAAGUUUGGAAACCGACGACCAGAAAAAGUCCGUUAAAUAGAAUGAAUGAAUUAGAAAAAGAACGACAAGUAGGCAUCAACCACCCUUUUAAAAGCAAAAAUCCUUUCCGAGAUGUCAACAGUCAAUCACGUCAUGCGGAAAAUAGGUUCGUCUCUGUUAGUGAAAACAUCAACCCGCCCGGCAAGAUAAGACCCGUAUUAAUCCAAUCACAAACCAAUACGUCUCAAUUCCCACAACCGAUGUGUUAUAGUUUUAAGGCAGACAGUGCAAAAAUACCCGAGAGGUUUGAAGGACAGAGAAAAAUAUUUCCACAAAAAUCGUCUUCAGCUUCGGACGUUUUUCAGGUGAAAAAUGACUUCAGCGAUAUUUCUCGAUCUCCAUCAACGCCUAAAAGCAUCAGAAGAGAAUCAUCGUACCGACAGAAACUUUACUUCCCAACGGAGGAGUUCAAAUCGCCACGACUAGAAUAUACAGUCAAAAAGGAUACUCAUGCUUAUGCAGAAACGCCCAUAUCGAUGCCUUCCAUCUAUAUGUAUAAACACGGCUUGCGAGUUGUCGUAAAUAAGGACAUAACGGUACAAUCAGAUAACACAUCAAAUCAGUUGCCAGCAUUGAAUGUCAAACCAUCCACUGACAAUACUACAUCCUCUAAGAAGCAAUUCCUUCAGAUUAGCGAAUACACACCAACUAUGGAUGGAAAGCAUCAUACAAGUUUGCCAGCCGUAGAUUACGAUUCUGAUGAUCAACCCACCAGCGACGCCGCACAGGAAACCCAAGCUAGGAAAGUGCUGCCUCGAAAAUUGAAGGCACAAAAAGAUAAAUUCGCAAGCUACAACAUCAGUGAUAAAAAGAUGAAGCAAUUUGUCGAGAUGAACAAUUGUGAACAAAAUUCUACGAAGAAAAAACUUCUAGAUGAUAGUCAGGGAGGACCAUCCAUUGCUAAUGGGAUGUGGUUUGAUUCCAAUGGUCGAGCCUAUGUAAGCCUAGCAGCACGAUAUGAACCAAUAAAGAAAUAA